Molecule: messenger RNA, 382 nt
Organism: Megachile rotundata (alfalfa leafcutting bee)
Lineage: Eukaryota; Metazoa; Arthropoda; Insecta; Hymenoptera; Megachilidae
Gene: Sem1
Product: Suppressor of exocyst mutations 1
Biological process (GO): mRNA export from nucleus; double-strand break repair via homologous recombination; proteasome assembly
Cellular component (GO): proteasome regulatory particle, lid subcomplex; proteasome complex
Source: RefSeq, a predicted model, not a curated record
AAUUGGAUAUAAUCUUCCGUUGCAUGAAUAACCAAACAUUUGAACGUGUUGUUUCCAACCUAAAGUUGGUUUUAGAACUGUCAAUAUAAAACUUCGCGAUGACGGAUACCAAAAACGAUAAAGCUAAAGUCGAUCUGGGAUUAUUAGAGGAGGACGACGAGUUUGAAGAAUUUCCUGCAGAAGAUUGGACUGCAGUGGAUGAGGACAACGAAGAUAUUAGUGUUUGGGAAGAUAAUUGGGAUGAUGAUGAUGUAGAGGAUGAUUUUAAUCAACAAUUACGAGCACAAUUAGAAAAGCAAAAGGCUCCAAAAUAAGGGAAGGGAUCUUAAAUUAUGAAUCAAAUGUUAUUAUUCAUAAGAAUAAAUAUAUAUUAGAUUUUUAA